Platichthys flesus (European flounder) is the source of this 2455-nucleotide messenger RNA. Its product is annotated as transmembrane protease serine 6-like. The record is from RefSeq and is a predicted model, not a curated record. Lineage: Eukaryota; Metazoa; Chordata; Actinopteri; Pleuronectiformes; Pleuronectidae. Gene Ontology annotation, molecular function: protein binding; serine-type endopeptidase activity. Gene Ontology annotation, biological process: proteolysis.
AUGAAGAACGUUGAAGCUGGCGCACAAGCUGUGGCUCCGCCCGUCAGGAAGACUCGAUCCUUCAAAUGUCUCCUGGCCGUUGCCCUCAACGUCCUCAUCAUCCUCAUUGUCGGAGGGGCCUUGCUGGGCUGGUACCUCCUGGAGUUCAGGGUUUGGUUUGAGGAGCCUCGGGUCCAGCAGCAGUACACAGCCUACAUGUCCAUCCUCAACAGGAACUUCUCUGCUGAUCUGUCCACUCACGGCAGCCCUGCGUUCUGGAACGAGGCCAUGGGAGUAAAGACCAUGGUAGCAAAGAUAAUGAGAGGCUCAAGUCUUUCUCGAUACUUCAUCGACACCAGUGUCUUCGCCUUUGCAAAUGGUAGUGUUGUUGCUCACGUCUGGAUAGUGAUGUCGGUGCCAAGCAGCCAUGUUGGGUGGCUAACGCAGACGAAGGUCGCUACGAGCCUGGUGAAGGGCUUGAGGGAUGCUGGAGGCUCGGGGGAGGAGGGACCGAUGGUCAGCGUCGAUGGAUACCUCAUCCACCUCCCUUCGCUGUCGGUCAGCGGUGAGAGAAACAGAGGAGAGGAGGAACUAUGCUUUCCCUAAGACUGUUCCUACCACCAGAAGGUGUUGUCCGGUGGCCUUGUGGCUCUCAGUGGCCCCGACACACAGCGUUCCUCCUGCCGGUGGCACCUCCAGGCGGAACCUGGCUCCCAGCUGGAGCUACGCGUGAUGAUACUGCUGGCACAGUGCCAGGACCGGCUGUCGGUGUUCGAUUCCCUCACCCCCACCGAUACUCGCCUCAUCUCAUCUGUUGAUGGCUGCAGUCAACAGGAGCGUUGGCCCAGAAUCAUGUCUUCAGGGGAGUGGAUGACGGUGGUUUGGACACAGGGACUUGACAACUUCAUGGACCCCUUCUCUUUGUCUGCACAGGCCCGGGACCGCCAAGAGUGUAAUUCGACCAUAGAGCUGUGGGCAGUGUCAGGGUACCAGGGGACACUGAGGACCCCCUUCUACCCAAGCUACUACCCUCCAGACACCAACUGCACCUGGGUCUUUAUUGUGCCCAGUUCAUGGAUGGGUCUGUCUCUGGAAUUCAAGGGCUACAAGUUGAACAGAGCUGGUGACACUGAGGUCUGCACCCAGGGUCAGUGGGUCAUCCAGAACCGCAGACUGUGCGGGACCAGGAGUGCUCAGCCGUACACUGAACAUCUGUCCCCGCUGUCCAGGGUGGUGACCGUCCUCCUGACGUCCCAGGUGUCACUCACAGGGCCGGGCCUCCAGCUGCACUACAGCGUCUUCAACCUAUCAGAUCCUUGCCCAGGCAGGUUUCUGUGCACCGUUACUGGCCUGUGUGUUCCUGCCUGUGAUGGAAUCAAGGACUGUCCCAAUGGACUCGAUGAGAGGAACUGUGUGUGUGUGGCUCAGUACCAGUGUCCAGAGGAUGACAGUAGAUGUGUGGACUACACCAAGUUGUGUGACCAACAGCCGGACUGCCCUGGAGCCUCAGAUGAGAUGAACUGCACUCAAGGUGUACAGUGCACAGAUGUGACGUAUGUGUGUGCUGAUGGAACGUGUCUGAAGAAGCCAAACCCAGAGUGUGAUUCUGUUGCCGACUGCCCAGAUGCCUCAGAUGAAAAACAGUGUGACUGCGGCCUGAGGCAGGCCUCCAGUCGUAUUGUCGGGGGCACCAACGCCUCGGAGGGGGAGUGGCCAUGGCAGGCCAGCCUUCAGGUGCGGGGGGGCCACGUCUGCGGGGGGGCUCUCAUCUCCAACCAGUGGGUGGUGUCCGCCGCCCACUGUUUCUAUGACGACAGGCACAGCUCCGCCUCCUUGUGGACAGUCCACCUGGGUAAACUCCUCCUCAGUCCCAGCAGCCCCACAGAGGAGGUGGCCCGAGUCCUGGAGAUCCAUCUCCACAAAGACUACGACAACAGAACCUCCGACUACGACCUGGUCCUCCUGAAGCUGGACCGCCCCCCCUCCCCUCCGCAGCCUGGACCGGCUCUUCCCGUCUGCCUGCCCCCGCCGACCCACCCGCUGGAUCCGGGCCUGCUCUGCUGGGUCACCGGCUGGGGGGCUCUCAGCGAGGGGGGCAAAGCCAGUAAUGCGCUUCAGAAGGUGGACGUUCGUCUGGUCAGUGAGGAAGACUGCGUCCGCUCCUACGGCAGCGUGAUCACUCCCAGAAUGCUUUGCGCUGGUUUUAGCGCUGGAGAGAAAGACGCCUGUCAGGGGGACUCCGGGGGUCCCUUGGUCUGUCAGGGGCCGUCCGGUCGCUGGUUACUGGCCGGGGUGGUGAGCUGGGGCAAAGGCUGCGCGCGUCCAGGCUACUAUGGCGUCUACACUCGUAUCACCAGGCUCACUGACUGGAUCAAGAAGGUCAUCGCCCCCCCCUGAGUCCCUGAGGAUCCAUGUCAUCAUCAUCAGGACAAGUGAUGAUGUACAUGAUGUUUCAGCUUUUCAUCUAUACAGUAAU